CCUCUGUUUUUCCCUGCGCCAGCACUUUCUUUGGUUUGGCUGUUUUUUUGCCCUCUCACUCCUGCACUUUGACCUAAAGGAAAUCCUGUGCCUCUUCAAUAGUUAGUGUGUCUGUGCACAGCUGCCGUUAGGAGACAAAGGAUCUGUGCUUUUAUAUUUGUAUCAAAUUUACAGUUUUACCACACUAUAGACGUUGGGGGAGUGACUGCACAUACAGUAGUUAGAAAAUGAUGGAGGAGGCUAGAGAGGGGUCACUUAGUGUGAGUGCCCAAACUAUCCGGGUGGCUGACGCCGUGAGAGACGGGGAUGCAUUGACCUUCAUAGUCAUAUCCCAGAAGUUGUCAGGCAGUGGGGAAUACCAUGUGGCUAGGACUCAUGAGGACUUUCAGUGGUUGCAGCAGUGUCUGUUCUCUCAGGAGGUGGUGCCUGGGAUACUGGGUGUCAUUUUUCCUCCUCUACCAGCCAAGCCUCAGUUGAAUGCACCAACCAAAGUUCUGAAACAACUUGGUUUCUUGGCCAUGGGGGAGGACUGGCGCAUGUACUGCAUGGCACUGGAGACCUAUCUCCACCAGGUGGCAGCACACACCACGCUCAGCAAGAACAAAUGCCUGGAGAACUUCCUCACUAGCUCAGAGCCCCCAGGUCGUCAGAGGGUGAGGAAGGGUAUCUUCAAUCGCCUGAGCCAGGCCAUGGAAGGGAUGAGGAAGGAGGGUCACAAGGAUGUGGAUGACUUUUUUCAGACUGAGCGUGAUAACAACUUAACUCUCACUGGGUGCUCCAAAUCAGCAACAGAGAGGUUCAUUGAUGUGGUGCUGACAGAACAAAAACUAGCAGUGGCUUGUGGACACUUCUCAACCGCUCUGCAUCUCUGUGUGGAGCAGGAAGAAGACUCGGCUGUCCUGGCCUUCUCAAAGAUAUGUGUCAAGCUGUCUGAGGUCAUAGAUUCAAUCAAGAGAAACUUUGAGAGUGUUGCUGAGAACAACUUGAGCACUCUGGGGCUGGGGCUGGAUCUGGAGUCUCGUUGCCAAGAGGCAGAGAAGGAGAUGCUGUACAGGAGGACCUGUAAGCUUGUGGAGCUAGAAACAGCCAGCAGGAAUGCAGAGAGAGCCAAGCCUGUAAAGAAAGCUGCUAUGGACGAAUUGAAAGUGGCAGCUGAGAAGGAGUUUGAUCAUGUAUCUGGAGUGGCUAAACAGGAGAUAGCAAGGUUCCACAGUACUCGUGUGGAGUUGUUACGCCAGGCUCUGAUUCUGUGGUGUGAGAAGCAGCUUGAAACAGCCAGGGACACCUCCUUCCGCUACAGCCAGCACUUACAGGCUUUCAAAGAGCUGGGGGAGUGACCACCACUGGCCAGACACACCCCCUCCCACGACCGCCACACACCCCUCUGACCCACCUGAACACAGUUUGACUGUCUGAGCACCUCACACUAACUAUGUCCAUGUAUUGUCUAUGUAUGCGUCAAACCCUGCUUCCAUUAAACUUGUAAAUGUAAGGAAAUCAGCAUAAUCCUUAUAGCAAUAAUAACCCAAUAGCUUUGUCUCUCUCUCACACAGUCACAUACUGUGUCCUCUCUCCAAACCCCUCUCACACUCAAACCCCCUCUACUUAGCAGAGGGUCCGAUUGUCUGUCAGUAUUGUGCAAUGGUGCAGUGUGUUUGUAACUUCUCAUUUGGUAAUGCAGAAAUUAGCCACCACAUAUGGACACUUUCUAAUGACAAGUACCUCAAAUAAGCAUAUUAUACUAAUAAAACAUCUUAAUUAUCUAUGUUACCCAACUAAUUCUGAUUCAUCCACGACAGCAGACAGUGAGGAGAGGAGAGUGUUCUGUGCAGCUCUCUAACCAUCGCCCCAUCAGUAGUAAGGGUCACACAAAAUAAAGCAUGAUGAACUGAUUGCCCAACUCUCUGGCUGCCUGUGUGUUUUUCUCACUCCAGGCUCAUUAAUCAGUGUGUUAGACUCCACACAAGGAUACUCUCUGUAUUCUGACUCUAGGACUGUUCCCUCUGCUCUUCCCUCUGUUUGGUUUAUAUGCUGAUUCAAUGACUGUUCUUCUGGUGCUUCCUCAACUAACUGUGGCUGGGCCCUAAGAUGAUCCUUCUAUUGCUGAAUGUGAGUGUACUCUAGGCUGUCCAAUUCAAAAAGACCACUAACCCUACCCCUUGGCACAUGUUUGGAUGUGUUAUGUAUAAGCAAUAUGGUAAUAGUUAUGGUAGGCUGGUAUUGCUUAAACUUCUUCAAUCCUCCCAAAUCUCCACAAGUGGUUGGGGGUCAAUUCUGGGAUUGGUCGAUCCUAUAACUGAUCUUUGUGCUGUUCUCUCCCCUGACUCUCCACUGUGGCUGAUCCCUGACUCUUCACUCUAUGCUGCGCCCUGUGUUGACUCUGUUGGCCAUAUCUAUGAGGAUGCUGCUGUGUCUUUGAGCUUGUUUGUCUUGGUCUGUAAUCUCUGAGUCGUGGGGAGGAGUAUGUCCCAUCACAGUAAUCAGGAAGAAAGGAGUAGAGCAGAAUGUGGUAAUCUGACAGUGAAGGAGUGUUUGGACACAGCAGAGAUGGUUUUGACAUCAGGCUACAUACUGCUGUAUUCACCCUGUUCUAGAGUCAAGAUAACCCAGCCGUAAAGCCCACUGCUGCUCUCAACUGCAUUGCAAUUCACCUAUCCCAUUUCAAAUACCUGUAUAUCCAUUUUACUUGCUUGUAAAUCUGCAUGCUCUGAUUUGUUGCAUGCAUUCAAGAUAGUUCCAAUCAGACAUGCUAUUGCAUUUAUCAGGAGUUGGCUGUAUGUUCUAACUAUGCAUGUUUUCUGUUGGCAUGUUUCCUCACUCUCCCUCUUCCUCUUCCUGUUUACUGGUGUUGCGGUUUUUGUUUACUGCAUGUGAUUAACUAUCAAGGCAAUUACAUGCAAUCCCCUGUUAGCCACUGCCAUAUGUUCCACUCAGUAAUCUAUACAGAGGUCACCGCAUCAUUGUGCUCGACAUGUGGAAUCAAUUCAAUCAGUCUGGAAUACAUUCUGUGCCUGAUGCUGUGAGCAGAAUUUAAUACAGAGCACUGUUCAUUUUGUAAAUCUUACCAAUAAUACAAUUAUGCUCAGAAAAUCAUAAUGUGAGAAUUCUGAGGUAUUUAAUAAACCAAUGCAUUUAACAAUUGAUUUGACAUCAGAUUUUUGUGAUGCUUUUUAACUGCUCUUAUCCCCAUGGCUUUGGUGCCAGUACCAAAUCAAUUUAAUCAAUAGCGAAACAUUUGGUUUAACAGGUUUUAUAAGAGACUGUAGUGCUCUAGUGGCUUAGUGUUAAGCACACAUUGGCUGUCAUUUGUUUUUUUUUAUUUUUUUAUAUAUAAGUACUUUAUCAUUCCUGCACUAAACAUAUAACAUGAUUCUAACACCUCUGAAUGUAUUCAAAGAUGCAUAACACUGCUGAAUACAACAAUUUUGAUUCUAAUGAAAUGGACAAUAAAGAUUUUUGAAGGUA
Messenger RNA from Salmo salar (Atlantic salmon), 3465 nucleotides. RefSeq names its product sorting nexin-32. The record is from RefSeq and is a predicted model, not a curated record. Gene Ontology annotation, molecular function: phosphatidylinositol binding. NCBI's taxonomy places the organism in Eukaryota, Metazoa, Chordata, Actinopteri, Salmoniformes, Salmonidae.